AGGUUGUGCUACACAGACAGGUUCAUCAGAAAAGGCAGCUGAAGACAGGAUCUGCAUGAUUGGGCUAACCUUUCUUGGGAAAGUGGCCCAUCAUCACCACUCAGAAAGAUGGGCUUGAACUCCUCAAGGACUCAUAACAAGGUGACUAAAGUGGCCCCCAUGCCACAAAAAGAGGAAACGCAGCCACAGCCGGGCAAUGUGUCUGGGUCCGGAUUGCAGAGUCCUCUGAGAGGGAGGAGUUCAGUCUCCGUUGCUGCCCUGAUGGAGAGAAACCCAGGACUGGAAAGACACCUGCCACCCCUGCGAGAAACCUGGCAUGGGAGAUGCCCCACAGUGUCCAAGCCGGUUCCAUUAGACCUCACCCUGGAAGCAGGAGAAACUAGCAUUAUAAAGCAGCAUCCACCACGAAGAUUUCAGAAGCUGGAACCUCUCAUUCUUGCAAAAGAAGACAUCCCUUUGGACAGGUUCUUGAGCCUGCGAGAUGGAACAGCUGUGUGCAAAGCAAAGGAGCUAGAGAAGAGAGGGCAGGACAUUAUCUACCCCCCCAGAAGACGGCAGCAUCUGCACAAGAUGAAGAUUCUGGAGAUGAGGCAGGAGGCAGAACUCAAGAGAUAUCUGCGGGAGGCGAGACUCAUGGAGUCAAAACGGAGAGACCACAGUUUGCAAGGAAUGCUUUGGAGUGUACAGAGGAAUGACACCUCUGAUGAGGAGGACCUGCUCACCAUCGAGCAUGACCAAACGUUUAAUGGCGGCCGUGGUAAGUGACACCACAUGGCACUGUGCAAGUGGUCCAAUUUUAGCAGA
Hemicordylus capensis (graceful crag lizard) is the source of this 804-nucleotide messenger RNA. RefSeq names its product coiled-coil domain containing 198 (gene CCDC198). The record is from RefSeq and is a predicted model, not a curated record. The coding region runs from base 109 to 765 and encodes 218 amino acids. Lineage: Eukaryota; Metazoa; Chordata; Lepidosauria; Squamata; Cordylidae. The transcript has 6 exons.